This is a messenger RNA of Acanthisitta chloris (rifleman), 1933 nucleotides long. RefSeq names its product MDM2 proto-oncogene, E3 ubiquitin protein ligase (gene MDM2). Gene Ontology annotation, cellular component: nucleus. Lineage: Eukaryota; Metazoa; Chordata; Aves; Passeriformes; Acanthisittidae. The transcript has 10 exons. Gene Ontology annotation, biological process: negative regulation of apoptotic process; regulation of cell cycle. The record is from RefSeq and is a predicted model, not a curated record. The coding region runs from base 4 to 1458 and encodes 484 amino acids. Gene Ontology annotation, molecular function: ubiquitin protein ligase activity; identical protein binding.
CAAAUGUGCAAUAGCAAGAUGUCCUCCCUCGCGGAUGCCUCCCCUGUGACCGCUUCAGAGCAGGAGGCGCUGGUUAAACCAAAGCCGCUGUUGUUGAAGUUGUUAAAGUUAGCUGGUGCAGAAAAGGACACUUUUACUAUGAAGGAGGUAAUAUUCUAUCUUGGACAGUAUAUUAUGUCUAAACAAUUAUAUGAUGAAAAACAGCAACAUAUUGUACACUGUGCAAAUGAUCUCCUGGGGGAUUUAUUUGGAGUAACAAGCUUUUCAGUAAAAGAACACAGGAGGCUAUAUUCCAUGAUUUCCAGAAAUCUGAUAGCAAUCAAUCAGCAAGACUCUACACUUGGUGACACACCUGAGGAUGAUGCCAGAUUUCAGCUUGAAGAAGAAAAUGUUCUUAAGGAGUCGAUGCAAGAGUCAGAAGAGAAGCAAACUUCAUCAAACGUGGCUUCCCGACCAACUACAUCUUCUAAGAGGAGGACACACAGUGAAUCUGAAGAAAAUUCUUCAGAUGAUCUGCAUAGUGACAGAAGAAAGCGACACAAGUCAGACAGCAUUUCGUUGACAUUUGAUGAAAGUCUCUCAUGGUGUGUAGUCAGUGGUCUGUGCCAUGAAAGAAGCAAUAGCAGUGAUUCAACAGAUUCUCUUUCCAUUCCUGAUCUUGACGCUAGUUCAUUAAGCGAAAAUUCCGAUUGGUUUGACCACAGUUCGGUUUCAGACCAGUUCAGUGUAGAGUUUGAAGUCGAGUCUAUUUAUUCAGAAGAUUAUAGCCAUAAUGAAGAAGGGCAGGAGCUCACAGAUGAAGAUGAUGAGGUUUAUCAGCUGACUAUUUACCAGGAUGAAGAUAGUGAUGCUGAUUCAUUUGAUGAAGAUCCAGAGAUUUCUCUAGCUGAUUAUUGGAAGUGUCCUGAAUGUAGCAAAAUGAAUCCUCCUCUUCCACGACAUUGCCACCGGUGCUGGGCCCUACGUGAGGAUUGGCUUCCAGAUGAAAAGAGUGAGAAACUGGAAAAGAGCAAAUCAGAAGGUUCCUUCCCUGCAGAGGCUGAAGAAGGUUUUGAUGUUCCUGACUGCAAGAAAACAAAAAUGAUUGAAGAUAAAGAACCAGCUGUGGAUGAGAGUGAGGAAAAAGCAGUACAAAUUUCUGAGUCCCAGGAAAGUGAAGAGUAUUCCCAGCCAUCAACAUCAGGCAGUAUGUUUUGUGGCAGUCAGGAGGACUAUAAGGAACCUGAGAAGAGAGAAAUGCAAGACAAAGAUGAAAGCAUGGAAUCCAGUCUUCCCAUUACCAGCAUAGAGCCCUGUGUCAUAUGUCAGAGCAGACCUAAAAAUGGCUGCAUAGUACAUGGCAAAACAGGACACCUCAUGUCAUGUUUUACUUGUGCAAAAAAGCUUAAGAAGAGGAACAAACCGUGUCCAGUGUGCAGGCAGCCCAUACAAAUGAUUGUACUAACUUAUUUUAGUUAGAUGGAUGUUGACUGGAAAGCAGCAAAAGAAACUUCAUGAACUGGUUAAGAGAGUAAGAAACUAUUUUUGUAUGCUUAUUGGAAAAUUAAUAUUUUGGGUCUCUACUUUCGGUAUGAAAAGUAGUUGCUUACAUAAAUGCACUGGAGUUGUUAAGAAGUUGGUGUAAUACUCAUAAAUCAGCUUGAAGAUUUUAAAUCCCUCUUAGUAUAAAUAAUCUAGUCCUGUAAACCACCUGCCUCUCCAGGUGUUAAAUGUUCCAUACAAGUUGGUGACAUUUGUUUUUUUGAAUUAAAUACACAUAUUAAAAACCCAAAUUCAAUGAUUGAGAGGAGAGACAUGUUGAAGUGUUCAUUGAUGUGAAUUCCUCCUCUUCAGAAGGUAGAAGAUUCUCCAGGUUCCAGUGUUUGUUGCCUGGUAAAGACACCAAGCUCAAUCAGACCCCUCUGAAUAAGCCAAUAAAAUAAAUAAAUGGAAU